This is a messenger RNA of Argiope bruennichi, 4221 nucleotides long. Its product is annotated as neuroligin-4, X-linked-like. The coding region runs from base 759 to 2987 and encodes 742 amino acids. Lineage: Eukaryota; Metazoa; Arthropoda; Arachnida; Araneae; Araneidae. Gene Ontology annotation, molecular function: signaling receptor activity; neurexin family protein binding. The transcript is spliced from 6 exons. The record is from RefSeq and is a predicted model, not a curated record. Gene Ontology annotation, biological process: postsynaptic membrane assembly; presynaptic membrane assembly; chemical synaptic transmission. Gene Ontology annotation, cellular component: synapse; postsynaptic membrane; cell surface.
AUGAAUCGUAAGUUGAGAUUCGACAUAAAAAUAGUGGUGUAAGAAGAAUAUAUAAUAUUAAAUGGAUUAAUCAGAUUUUUCAUUCUAAUUCUAGAUUUAUACUUUAAUUUAAAUUUAUUUUAUUUAGUGCUGUUAAAAAGUUUUCUUUUAAAGUUUAUUUUUCUGUUUAAAAGUGAGAGAUCUUUUUGAAAGGAAAAAGAAAGUAACAUUAUGGAUUACUCUAAUGGUUUUUAAUUAGAAUUUUUGCUCUUUGAUGCUAUUUUAAAAAUUGUUUUAUCUUUUAUGACUAUGCAGUUUAUAUAUAGCUGUUAGAAAGAGAUUGGGGAAGAACUUCUUAAGAAUUUUCUAAGUAAACAUCAAAGAAAAUUAAUUUCAUGAUUUUUAUCAAAAGUGUUAUUGUUGAGUGAUGUGGAAACAUUUCAAUAUAAUUGGAAAUCUUUUUCAAAUGCAAAACAAUUCAGAACAAGAGUUUUUUUCUAAUAUUUCGAAUAAAAAAUGUGUCAUAUUGGUUGUUCAAAUUCCAUAAAUUUCAUAUUGCAUGUUGUAUAAACAUUUGGAGUAAAUUGGAAGCAAAUGCAUAUCCAUUAAUAAUAACAUAUACUUGGUGAAAAUAUAAUUGUAUUGUAUUAGAAUGUGGAAAAAAAUGAGUGAAAGAUUCUCAUAUGAAUUGUAUUGCAUAACAUCAGAUAAUAUGCCAUCAAUAGGAGUAUAAUAUCAUUUGUAAAUUACAGUAAUAUAAAAAAGAAACACUUGAAUCUAUGGCAAUGUCCAGUCAUCCUUCCAGAAUGGCUAUCAUACGUACAUUAGUAUUUCUUCUCAUGUUAAAAAUAAGAUAUACGAAUUGCGCAGAUGAAAACGAAAUGUCAGAUUCUGCUAAAUAUCAACCCAAAUCUAGUGUUGUAACUACAAAAUACGGAUCUUUACGUGGAGUCAUAGAGGUUCUCAGUAACAAGCACUUACAACCGGUGGAAAUGUUCCUGGGAGUUCCUUAUGCUGGGGUUCCACUGGGAUCCCUGAGAUUUCUUCCACCCGGAACACCACCUCAGUGGAAAGGAAUCCGGACUGCUGACCACCUGGGACCCGUCUGCCCACAGAGAGUACCGGACAUUAGUAAUGAAACGGAGGCUCUUAAAAGAAUGCCAGCCGGACGAUACGAAUACUUGAAGAGACUCUUACCAUUCUUGGUAAAUCAGAGUGAAGACUGCCUCUACUUGAACAUUUAUGCACCUGCUGGGAGCCCAAGAAAUGCUAAAUCAAGAAUACCCGUGAUGGUGUUUAUACAUGGCGAAUCAUAUGAUUGGAAUUCCGGAAAUUCAUACGAUGGCAGCGUCAUUGCCAGCCUUGGCAACAUUAUCGUCAUUACAAUCAAUUUCAGACUCGGAAUAUUCGGUUUCCUACCAGCAGUAGAGGGAUCAUCUCGAGGAAAUUAUGGCAUUAUGGAUCAAGUUGCAGCUUUACACUGGAUUCAAGAAAACAUAGCAGAAUUUGGGGGUGAUCCAAAAAAUGUUACAGUUUUUGGUCAUGGCCAUGGUGCAGCAUGUGUCAAUUUAUUAAUGUUGACACCUCUAACGAAAGGACUAUUUCAAAGAGCGAUUAUGCAGAGUGGUUCAGCUCUUAGUCCUUGGGCAAUUGCUAGGAAUUCAUUGGCAUACACACGCCAAAUCGCCAAAAGUUUGAAAUGCCCUAUAGAGGACAGCGCUGUUUUAGUAGAAUGCUUACGCCAGCGUCCAGUUCAAGAUAUCCUUGAUGUGCCAUUGAGUGUACCAGAUCAUCUAUCCGCUUUUGGCCCGACAAUUGAUGGCGUUGUGGUACCUGGAGAACCUGCGGAAGUCAUGGAGAAACACACAGAUUUCUUUGGCCAAUAUGAUUUAAUGUUUGGUAUGACCAGAAUCGAAUCAUAUGAUCAGUUUUCAAGCCAGGAGGACAAAAGUGGCAUUGAUGUCCUAAGAAGAGACCGCUUGUUGAGAACACUCGUCCGGAAUCUUUUCACAUACCACUUACAAGAAAUCUUUUUAACCGUAGUGAACGAAUACACGGAUUGGAGUAAACCUGAUCAACAUCCAAUUAACAUUCUGGAUUCAACAACAGAUGCCAUGAGUGAUGCACUUGUUAUAGCACCUUUGGUACGCACAGGCAACUUCCAUUCAAGAGUACGACAUCCAAGAGAUCCUAAAACAUUCCAGUAUGUUUUUACUCACCAAACAGAAGAUGCUGGUUAUUCGCAAAGAAUGGGUACGGUACAUGGAGAAGAUUUACCCUAUGUCUUUGGUGCUCCACUUGUUAAUUCUUUGUCUCAUUUUUCAAGAAACUUCACCAAAUCUGAAAGUUCCCUUUCUGAGACUGUUAUCAUGCUUUGGACAAAUUUCGCUAAAUAUGGAGAUCCAAAUGAACCACAUACCGAUAAUGAAAAUGUCAGCAAUGAGAAAAUAAAAGGAAAAUUCGAGAGACUUUGGUGGCCAGAGUACAAUGAUACUCAUCAGAAGUUCAUAUCCAUAGGUUUGAAACCUCGGCUCCGUGAUCAUUAUCAUGCACACAGACUCUCUUUCUGGUUGAAUCUUAUUCCUACUCUUCACAGAGCUGCAGCUUUUGAAUCAACAACCACCCACCACCUUCUAGAAGAUCACGACAACCCUAACACAUACGACGGUAUUGUUAGGAGUAAUAUUGCAGGAGAAAGCAUCGUCAUUACCACUCCAUCGACAACAACAUCUUCAUCAGCAACAACAGCCAAAGACGGUGGAGUCAAUACCAAUGCUUAUGCAACUCUAAUUAUAUUAGAAGAACGACCGACAAUUGCUCCAAAAUCCAUGAAUAUAUCCGGUUCAUUGGCUAUGAUAUUUCAGCAAGGCGCCUAUUCUACGGCUUUGACAGUGACAAUAGGAAUAGGCUGUUCUCUCCUGAUUCUGAAUAUAGUUAUUUUUGCUGGUGUUUAUUUAAACAGGGAAAGAACAGUGCAACAUCACGUUGAUUAUAAAGAAAGGUCUUAAUAAAAGGGGGUUUCAGUGGUUUACUCUUUAUGGAUUGUUAAAUGUCUUAUGAAAAAUAUAAUUGUGUCAAAAAUGUACCACAUUUAAGAUAUUUGAUUGGCAGUUCUCAUAUUAUGCAAAGAAACUUACGUGUUGCUCCUUCCAUUGUUGUACAUACCAAUACUGUUGAUGUUCAUUAAUGUACAAUGGAAGUGUUUGAUAUAAAUAUUAUUCGUAAAAAAACCUUGUGAAUCAGACAUUAUGAAUAUCAAGAUUCAUCUUAACGCAACAUAUGAUGGUAUUUUAUUCAAAUAUAUAUAUAUGGUUCAAUGGUUAUUUACAACAAGUAAAAUAAUCUUGUGAGGGAUACAUUAUGAUCCAGAUUCAUAAUAUCGCAACAUAUGAUUGUGUUUUAUCCAGAUAGAUGUAUGGUUCAUCUGUUAUUUGCAACAAAUAAAAUAAUCUUGUGACCGAGACAUUAUGUUCUAGAGACUCAACAUAACGCAACAUCUCGUGGUGUUUUAACCAGAUAGGUAAAUGGUUCAUCGAUUUGCAGCAAACAAAGACACUAGUAUAUGCAUUCUGUAUUUGAUAAUUUCCGUGAUGGUGAACUGAAAAUAUCUUUUUGUUUUUCUCUAGAUUUCAAGAAUUGUGAUUAUUGCUGAUGUUCUUACAAUUAAUUAAAAGUUGUUCUUACGGAGAAGGAAACAAUUAAUAAACCUACUGUACAGAUAAUCGUCAUUGUCGAGAAAUAAUUCUUUACAGUAAAAUAACGGAGCGCAUGGUCACUGUUCCUUUUUCCGUAACUAUAUGUCAUAAAAACUGUUUUGCUAAAGAAAAUUUCACUGCUUUGUUAACAGAACAUGAAAAUGAUACUUUUCAUUUUCCGCAAUUUCUUGUGACGGCUUCAUUUUUUUUUCAACAUACAAGACAGUUUGGAUUCAAUUGCAUAUCGAGAAAAAAUAAUGUAAUUUAAAAUUAGAUAAAACCGCUAGCUCUCAUGAAGAUUCAUAGUUGUUUCCAAUUUGUAUAAAUGCAUUAUUUGUAAAAACUUAAGUUGCGAAUUGUAUUUCUCCAAUGGAGUAUGUGUAUCCCUAACUGAUAUGUGUAUAAUGUAUUGCUAUAAAUUGUGAAUGGAUCCCUUCGAAUUGAGUUUUAAAAAAAAUUUGAUUUAAAAUACAGCAUAUAUGCUGCUGUUUUUGUUAUUUCCCCCUUCUUGUAUUGUAAAUUUGUUGUGUUAUGUUCUUAAAAGAAG